Aplysia californica (California sea hare) is the source of this 2770-nucleotide messenger RNA. RefSeq names its product HAUS augmin-like complex subunit 3. The record is from RefSeq and is a predicted model, not a curated record. Gene Ontology annotation, cellular component: mitotic spindle; HAUS complex; centrosome. NCBI's taxonomy places the organism in Eukaryota, Metazoa, Mollusca, Gastropoda, Aplysiida, Aplysiidae. Gene Ontology annotation, biological process: centrosome cycle; spindle assembly. The coding region runs from base 301 to 2163 and encodes 620 amino acids. The transcript is spliced from 14 exons.
UUUCUGUUCCGUAUUUUUCAUGGCACUUGACAUCAACACAAACAGUGUCUUUCCUUUGAAUUUUCCGACUUACACAUUGUGUACAAUAGACCUUUUUCACCGCGAAAUUGGUGAGGGCAACUUUCUUUCUUUGACAGUUUCUCCUAAUCUGUCAUGAUUCGAGACCUGAACAGGGAUUAAAAGCAAAACCAUUUCAGCAGUCUCAGGUCUCAAGAGUCAAGAGUCAAGAAUCAAGUCACCCCAAAGUCCAGAUCAACUUCAUCAGACUUCAGUCCUUUUCCUUAAAGGAAUUGAGUCGCCAUGACUUCUUCAAAGCAACUGUUGGAGACAUCAAGACAGAUUGGUUGGCCGCAAGUGGAGAAAGUGGAUCCACAUGCUGUAGAUUGGGCUUUUGAAAAAGUGGCUACCCAGCCGUUUAUGCACUGGUUUUCUAAUAAUGUCAGUGUGGAUAAUGUUAUUACAAGUCAGGAACUUCUGGAAUUUCAACAACUUGAAGCCAAAGGAUGUGUGUUGGAGGGAUCACAACUGAAUGAAACUUUGGCGUCCAUCCCGACUGAUAGUGUGACCGAAGGGUUGGAUGUAGAUCAUCUACGGUCUGACAUUGAAGAACUCAAACAGUCACUGGAGAAGGUGAAAGCUAGAAAAAGUAUGCUGAUGAAAAGGAAUAAUAAUUUGAGUGUUCACCACAUGGCAGUGAAGAACAAGCUGACAAAGAUGAGAGAGGUGAAGGAACAGUGGCUGAAGAUGAACAGACAGAGUGUGGAGAGGUGUGGAGCUGUCAACGCAAAGAUUGACGAGUCUCUUCAGAAGCUAGUUGGCAGUGUCGGUGCCUUGAUAGAGCUGUACAACUGUCCGUCGAAGACAUCCAAGGAAUCCAGGACUGGAGUUGAGGCAUCGUGUGAUUUCCUCUCUCAAGCCGAAUUAAAAGCGUUUCACGAUGCAGAAGAAAAGUUCUCCAGGGAUUUGACUGCUUUUACCAAGAAGCAGUUUUUCAGCGGUUUGGCCGAGCUGGCUGGUGAGAGGGAGACAGCAGAAUACAGUCUUCUGGACGUCAGCUCCCCUCAGAACGUGGCCCUAAGUGGGGACGAGAAGGACACGUUUCUUGACGACUGUCGAGAAUUCACACGGAUUCAGGAGAUUUUUCCUGUGAGCGAAACUGCUCGCAUCAACGCUCUGGUCAACUCCCAGAGGGCUCUGUGUGCCGUGCGAGAGGCUGGUUCCAUUCUCCGUCUCCUCAAGUCGGACCAGUUCCCGUUGUCGCCAAAAGAGAUCAGCCAACGCAAGCGCGAUGCGGAACAAAACAUGGCCGCCGUCCAGACAGAGUCAGCUCCCCUCCUGUCGUCGGUGCUGGGCCUGGUGGUGGAGCUGGGCGGCCUGCAGGGGACUGACGUCCUCACCGGAGACUACGACCUCAAGCUGAGGCGGCAAGACUACUUCAUGAAAAAUCAGGACAAAGUGAUCGACCAGCUGGUAUCGCAGCGAGCGCGGAACGAGUUUCUGUCGCUUCUGUACGAAAUGGAGGUGAGGUGGCACAAAGAGACGCACCGUCUCCUCACGGCUGCCAGGCAGACUCUACAGGGACAGAUGAGCACCUGGCAACAGCGAAUGAAUGAGCUGGAUGAUCCUGAUUUUAGUGUGAAAAAGUUUGAGAGCAACGUGGUGGACACGAGAGACACGUCUACAGCCAGGCUCUAUCAGAUGCUGGAUGUUACCGAAGAUGAAGAGAAGCCGCUAUACCUGCAGACUCAGAAGGUUGUUGCCAAGGGGAGAAAACUGCAGUCGGAGCUUGAUGGGGUCCAGCUGGCUGACAGGACGGCAGACGAAAAGUGUUUGGCCAAAGUAGGACAGCUCGAGUCGUGUGUGGGCGAGUGUGAGGCGGUUCUGUACUCGGGCUCCAGCACUAGCCGAGGUCUCCCCGCCCUGUCUCUGCUGGACGUCCAGGUCUCUAUGGUCAGUCUGAUGUCCAGCGUCAAUGCUCUGGAGAAAUGUAUCAUGGAGGUGGUCAACGACAUCAAUGCCAAGAAGACGGCCCUGAAGAACAACGUGUUGUUGAGCAAAGAGCGAGAGUUAUUCAGCCUGUUCCACACCAACCCGAGCCGCCUGCAGUACGUGGUCAACGGGCUCAACGACCGGGUCAAGGCACAGCAGAUACAGGAAUCGUGAAAUUGUUUGUGUGUGUGUCACGACGCGACGGAAUCCGGCGCUUGUCAAAUGUUGGGCAUGUGAAGAAGUUAAUGGUAUCACCGUUAAGCUUUGAACAUUUGUCUUGCUUUUAGUGAAAAAAAAUACCGUCUUAUCUUGAGCAGAAGUUGAGAUUUCUGCUUUUGAAGAAGAUGGGAAUGGGGGGGGGGGGGGGGGGUCUCCUAGUGCCAGAUAAAUUAAGCGAAAAAAUGGCUGCCGAAGUGUGAUAAAUACCUGAAUACUAAAGUUUGGUGUCCUUGGAAACUGAAAAUUUACUCUUUUUUUUUUUGUGUCUGUGUUUUUUCUGAAAUUCCACACAGAAAUAUGUUUUCAGAUGGAAAUAAAAGGUGUUGAGCCAAAGAAAAAAAGUCUGAUAAAUAUUGCUCAACUGGUGGAAAAAUGGUGGUUUCUUUGAUUUCAUUAUUUUGAUGAGCACCUGAUUUCACCACAAAGCCAUGUACUUUAUCAUUUUUUUUGUCCUCUGUCCCACGGAACUUGUUUUGUACUGACGUUAACAUGUACAAUAAGAAACUGUUGACUGUUGGGGUUCUUUGUUAUUGGCUGUAAAUAAAAAUAGAUCAGCAUAGUA